GCACGGUAUGCGCGGACGCGGUUAACGCAGUCUUUUAUCAGACGGUUCCAGCGGCCGCCGCGGUCUCCGGAGAUCUUCCGCGAGCGACGGCCAUAAUUCGUUCGCGAUCGCCUUCGCGCCUGUCCCUCGCCAUCCCUGCCGAGCGCCAGCACCGGCCGUUGCGUUCCCCACCGAGCGGAGGACAAACGACCCGGAGGAUCGAGGGCCCGCGCGAUGGGUUCGGAUACGGUCGGCGACGCAUCCGCGGUCCAGCUGUGGGACAUGUUUUACCUGGGCGAUCCGCGACGGCACAUGCACAACGACGUCAAACACGUACCGCAACUGUACGCGCAGGCAUGGCCAUAUUUCUUGACUCUGUUGGUGUUGGAAAACGGAUUGCGGCUGUGGCAGAGGAAAGAAAUCCUCAGACUUAACGAUAGCAUCACUUCCAUGAGCCAUGCGAUUUUGCAAGAGUGUGCCAAAUUUGUGUACAAGGGAUCAGAAUAUUGUGUAUACUUUUGGAUUUACAGUAAUUACAGGAUUUGCGAAUUACCUUGGAACUCGGUAAUUUUUUGGUAUUUCGCGGCAAUUGCAGUCGAUUUUUGUUAUUAUUGGAUGCACAGAGCCAGCCACGAAAUUCACUUAUUUUGGGCUCAACACCAGGUCCAUCAUAGCUCUGAAGAGUUUAACGUCACUGUCGGCGUAAGGCAAUCGGUAUUUCAAAGUUUAGUAGGGGUUGUGUGUUAUGCACCUUUGGCUUUAUUGGUCCCACCAGUUUUGCUAUUAGUACACCAACAGCUGAGUCUCUUAUAUCAGAUUUGGAUCCACACUGAGACCGUAGAAACGCUCGGGCCCUUAAGUUAUGUUUUCAACACUCCGGCGUUCCACAGGGUGCAUCAUGGGAGCACACUGUAUUGUUUGGAUAAGAAUUACGGAGGCGUAUUGAUUAUAUGGGAUAGAAUAUUUGGAACGUUUCAAGACUUUAUUCCGGACAAGCCCAUCACAUAUGGCUUAGUGUAUCAGAAAAACACGUUUAAUCCUCUGUCCUUACAAUUUUUUUACAACUUAAACAUAUAUUACAAAUGGAUCAGUAUGAAGGGUUGGAAGAACAAAUUUAAAUCAGUCAUUAAGGGACCUAGCUGGAUACCGGGUCUGUCGUGGACAGGGCAAGAUGGAAGACGUGCUAGUGUUAAAGGACUUAGGAAAAAAUAUGACGUAAAGUUAUCCUUGCUAUUGAAGUUUUACGUAGUAGUCCAUUUUGUUGCAGUUGUUAACGGAUAUUUCACGUUGACAAAAACACCUCGUUCUGAUAUAAGCAUCACGUGUAUGGCGAUUUCCACGUUUUAUAUUGUCUGGUCAUUGACGAACAUAGGUUUAAUAUUUGAUAAAUCCUCGUGGGCAAAUUAUUUUGAACUUUCAAGAUGUUUAGUCGCGUUCGUACAUCUUAUGUAUUUUGAACCAUCAGAAUUACUAAGUAUAUUCGCUGUAAACGCAUAUCAGUGGUUAAUGGGUAUUUCGAUUGUUUUUUGGGCUACAACAUGUUUGAUACGUUAACUAUUCACCUUUAUUACACAAUUUUAUGUUCAUUUUCGUGACGUGUAUAAAACAAAUUAUACUCAUAAGCGUUUAUUGCUAAGAA
Sipha flava (yellow sugarcane aphid) is the source of this 1618-nucleotide messenger RNA. RefSeq names its product alkylglycerol monooxygenase-like. The transcript is spliced from 9 exons. NCBI's taxonomy places the organism in Eukaryota, Metazoa, Arthropoda, Insecta, Hemiptera, Aphididae. Bases 214 to 1533 code for a protein of 439 amino acids. Gene Ontology annotation, biological process: lipid biosynthetic process. Gene Ontology annotation, cellular component: endoplasmic reticulum. The record is from RefSeq and is a predicted model, not a curated record. Gene Ontology annotation, molecular function: iron ion binding; oxidoreductase activity.